AUGACUACUUCUUCCAAUCGGGAUCAUUUCUUUCAGACAUCGGCUUCCCUGGAUGAGCAGGAGCGGAAGGAUGCAAAGUCUCAGAAUACCAAUGGCAAUCCCAUUCGCCUGCAGGGAAAGAUCCUGGCAGUCCAUUCAGAUCCUUUGAGCAAUGGUUCAAUCUAUGUAGCACAAAGCAAUGGCUCUGUGAGGAGGAUUAAUCUUGCUACAGGAGAAACUGCCAACGUGUUCACAGGACCGAUGGCUCCUGUGACAAGUCUUUGUGUGAGCCCUGAUGGAAAGAUUCUGUUUGCCGGGUGCUGGGACAAGGCUGUGUGGAGCUGGGAUGCAACCUCAGGUCAAGUCCGCCAGAAGUACGAAGGCCAUGCCGACUUUGUCCGCUCUAUCACCAGUGCGAGACUGCGCGGAGAGGACCUCCUGAUUAGUGGCGGUGCUGAUGCACAAGUUCUGGUUUUCAAGAUCUCCACUGGCGAACGUAUUGAGACCUUCAAGGGCCACGCCCGAGGGAUCCAAGACCUUGCAGUGGACCCUGAAUCGGAGGAUCUUCAACCUAUUGUAUUCAGUGCGGGCAGUGAUAGGGAGAUUCGUCAAUUCAGCAUCUUUGACAGCAGCAAUAUCCCUGAUCCUCUACUUCCUCAUGAAACCAGCGUUUACAAGCUCUUCUUCGACAACGAUGGCGAUCUCUGGACUGCUUCCGCCGACAAAACUGCCAAAUGUUUGGUUCGUGCGGACUCAUGGAAGGCUAACAUGACCCUGGAGCAUCCCGAUUUUGUACGGGAUGUUGUCGUUCAUGAAACUGGAGGCUGGGUCGUGACCGCUUGUCGCGAUGAGGAGGUUCGAGUAUGGAACCGAUCGACUGGCGAGCUCUAUCAUACUUUCUCCGGUCAUUUUGAGGAGGUUACUGGUCUUGUUCUGGUCGGAUCAACCGUCGUCAGCGUGGGUAUCGAUGCAACCAUUCGCCAAUGGUCUCUUCGACCUGAUGAACUUCAAAAAUCGGUCGAGCUGGCUAAGACGCCAGUGGUCGAGGAAGAGGAACCGAAGGCGGAAUCCAUGCUCACUGAAGAAGAAGAACGGGAGUUGGCCGAACUCAUGGACGAUUAG
Penicillium nucicola is the source of this 1101-nucleotide messenger RNA. Its product is annotated as WD40 repeat domain-containing protein. Gene Ontology annotation, molecular function: protein binding. Bases 1 to 1101 code for a protein of 366 amino acids. Lineage: Eukaryota; Fungi; Ascomycota; Eurotiomycetes; Eurotiales; Aspergillaceae. The transcript is spliced from 4 exons. The record is from RefSeq and is a predicted model, not a curated record.